This is a messenger RNA of Cantharellus anzutake, 363 nucleotides long. RefSeq lists its product as uncharacterized. The record is from RefSeq and is a predicted model, not a curated record. Lineage: Eukaryota; Fungi; Basidiomycota; Agaricomycetes; Cantharellales; Hydnaceae. The annotation marks the transcript as partial. The transcript has a single exon.
GUCUGGUUACGUGGGUCCCCUGGGACUGGGAAGACGGCAAUAUGUAGGAGCAUUGCAUCCACGUUCCAGAGGGAAGGUACUCUGGCAGCCUCCUUCUUUUGGGACAAAAACCAAAGGGGAGUAGGCCUCGAUUCUUUGGAACGGUUUCCUUCUACCCUCGCACGUCAACUAGCACUCUUCAAUGGGGACUUUAAAGUGUCUCUUGUCAAACGCCUUCGGCAGCCGGAUUUGGAGUUGGUUCUAAGCCUUCCUCUGAAGAAGCAAAUGAGGACCUUGGUCAUUGAACCGAUGAAUGCUAUCGGGGGAAUGUUGUCUGGAAGCAACAAACGCUUUGCUAUCGUCUUGGAUGGUUUGGAUGAGUGU